Messenger RNA from Astyanax mexicanus (Mexican tetra), 1538 nucleotides. RefSeq names its product SSU72 homolog, RNA polymerase II CTD phosphatase (gene ssu72). Gene Ontology annotation, molecular function: RNA polymerase II CTD heptapeptide repeat phosphatase activity. The record is from RefSeq and is a predicted model, not a curated record. The transcript has 5 exons. Bases 155 to 739 code for a protein of 194 amino acids. Gene Ontology annotation, biological process: termination of RNA polymerase II transcription. NCBI's taxonomy places the organism in Eukaryota, Metazoa, Chordata, Actinopteri, Characiformes, Acestrorhamphidae. Gene Ontology annotation, cellular component: nucleus; mRNA cleavage and polyadenylation specificity factor complex.
GCCCCCUCGUCUCCCUCCGCCAUUUUAGCUAGUUCUCUCUGUACAGCAGGUCCGGCUCAGUCUUCCUCUCCUAAAACCGCCGCGCUGAUCUUCUCCUCUCCUCAUAUUUAACUUUAAUAUUCUUCUUCUGAACUGUGAACUUUAACUCACAGCGAUGCCGAGCCAGCCGCUGCGCGUGGCGGUCGUUUGCUCGAGCAACCAGAACCGCAGCAUGGAGGCUCACAACAUCCUCAGCAAACGUGGUUUUGACGUGCGGUCGUUCGGGACGGGCACUCACGUCAAGCUCCCCGGCCCGGCUCCGGACAAGCCCAACGUGUACGACUUCAAAACCACUUACGAACAGAUGUACAGCGAUCUGGUCCGAAAAGACAAGGACUUAUACACUCAGAACGGUAUUCUGCACAUGCUGGAGAGGAACAAGCGCAUUAAGCAGAGGCCGGAGAGAUUCCAGAGCUGUAAAGAUCAGUUUGAUCUGGUCAUCACCUGCGAGGAGAGAGUGUACGACCAGGUGCUGGAAGAUCUGAACUCUCGUGAGCAGGAAACGUUCCAGCCCGUGCACGUCAUUAACGUGGACAUUCAGGACAACCACGAGGAGGCCACACUCGGAGCUUUCCUCAUCUGUGAGCUCUGCCAAUGUAUUCAGCACACUGAUGAUAUGGAGAAUGAAAUAGAUGAACUGCUGCAGGAGUUUGAGGAUAAAAGCAGCCGUCCGUUCCUCCAUACGGUCUGCUUCUACUGACCUCUGAAUAACACACACACACACAAUACAAUACAAUCUCUGCUGACAGUAAACACACAAGGUCAUAGGUCCAUACAUACCUACAUACACACACAUAUAUAUAUAUAUAUAAGUACAUGUUGAUUGCCUUCUCUUUAUAUACACGCACACACACACACACACACAAUCUCCUGUUCUGAAGCUCAGUCACUCAGUCAGGCUGCUGUUCAGUCCAGCAGAACAGAUCUGAUCUGAUACAGAAACACACCGACAACCACCUCAGGCCAUCCCGGCAGAUUCCACACAGCAGGAUCUCUCACUCAGCACGAUCGCUUCUCUCCAAACUUCAGGUUUUGAAAGAGUAUUUCAUUCUUAUUAUCGAUAAAAACAGUAAUAAUUAGAAUUAUAAAUAUAUAUACAUCUUUCCUACAUAAGAACAUGCAUUUAAAUGUGCCACAUUCUAUAAAUUAAUCUGUAAUAAACUGAAAAUACAGAUCUCUCCUCCUCAGAACUCCUAGAAUCCUUGGUUUGAAUGAUAUAUAUAUAUAAGAGCUGUUCAGGAAGGUAUUGCACAAUCAGUUAGCUGCAUAAUUAAAGCCAGAAGUCAGAAGAUUAUCUGAUUUGGAGAUAUAGAGACAUCUUCAGUUUUGCCUUCAGUGAUGCAGAUCCAAAUCCAUAUACGACCUAAAUAACCCAUUCACCAUCCACCCUCCCUGACCUCACACUCAAUCACCCUGACAUCACUCUCAAUACCUACUGACAGCUUCUGCACCUGGAGAGGGGACACACACACACACACACCAUCACAUCAUUACAAACA